GGAACCUCCUUUUGUAACUGUUCUGUGCUUCGCUGAUCCAUCAAUUUGUGCUGCACAUCAACACAAGCACCAUCUUCGGUUCGUUCACUGGCUGUUUUUGUUUCUGAGAUCCACGCUGCUGACCGUAAUAGUUCUGACUCCUUCACUCUUCAGGAUAAAUGGCGAGGAUCAAACCUCAAGCUCUACUACAGCAAAGCAAGAGGAAAAAGGGGCCUUCUCGAAUAAGUGCCACUACUAUUAUAUUUUACAGCUUGAUUCCUGUCUUGGUUGUGUUUUUCCUGUUCAGUGCGUACAGACAUUGGUCCCACAGGUCAAGAUUUGCAUCAGAGAACCACAUUACAACCUCUCAGGCUGAAAAUUCUUUUGGAGACUCAAAGAAGUCUGAGCUGCCCGGAUAUGCUGUUUUAAAUACCUCUAAAGGCUCCAUAGUAAUUGAACUUUACAAGGAAAGUGCUCCUGAAGUUGUUGAUGAAUUUAUUGACUUAUGUCAAAAAGGGCAAUUCAAGGGAAUGCUUUUCCACCAUGUAAUUAAGCACUAUGUGAUUCAGGCUGGAGAGAACCAAGGGACUGGGGCGACAGAAGAUUGGAACCUAAGAGGAAAACAUUAUUCGAGCGUGAAGCAUGAAGCGUUCAUGCUUGGAACUUCCAAGGGCAAACACUUGAACAAAAAAUUUGAUCUUUUCAUUACAACUGCACCAAUACCAGAUCUAAAUGAGAAGCUUAUUAUAUUUGGCCGAGUCAUCAAGGGAGAGGAUGUUGUUCAGGAAAUUGAAGAAGUGGAUACAGAUGAACACUUCCAACCUAAAAUAUCUAUUGGAAUACUUGAUGUGACGCUCGAACAGAAGAUCUGAUGGACUUCGUCCAAAUCAGAAAGUAUAUUGACAUUGAAUAGUUUUCUGCCAAUAACUUCUUUCGGUGCUCCAGUCAAAAUUUUUUGGCAAAGGUUCAUUACUGAAGUUUUGGGGACUUGGUACCGUGUGGCCCAUUGUGUGUUCCUUUAUCUCUGGGGCACUGAGACGAGCCCUAGGCACGUGGCUGUUUGGUUGAAGGUUUGGCAGUUUCUCUUUUCUUUUCCGUACUACACAUUGAAUGUAACUUUGAUGAACAUGAUGAGAUCAUCACAAAGGGCUUUUGUUGCUUUGUCGUUACCUAUGUGUUGUUUAAAUUUAUGGUUCUUUCAUUGGUGAGCUAGAAUAGCAGCCUUUGUAAACUACUUUGUACUGUAAUAUUGCUCUUAAACAGCAUUAUUAACCCGUUAGGUUUAGAAUGCGGCGAGAGUGAGAUGAGGACAACAUUUGUGAGUCUGAAACUGAAAUUGUAGCUGUUCCAUCCAUUGCACUUUUGACCGCUGAUUCUGAAUGAGAUUUAGUUUGUAGGGUAUUUUACACUACAAACUAAAUUUUAUAUUACAGCGUAAA
This is a messenger RNA of Neltuma alba, 1418 nucleotides long. Its product is annotated as peptidyl-prolyl cis-trans isomerase CYP21-4. The coding region runs from base 159 to 851 and encodes 230 amino acids. The transcript is spliced from 8 exons. Lineage: Eukaryota; Viridiplantae; Streptophyta; Magnoliopsida; Fabales; Fabaceae. Gene Ontology annotation, biological process: protein peptidyl-prolyl isomerization. The record is from RefSeq and is a predicted model, not a curated record. Gene Ontology annotation, molecular function: peptidyl-prolyl cis-trans isomerase activity.